This is a messenger RNA of Racocetra persica, 362 nucleotides long. The record is from the annotation of a GenBank genome assembly. Lineage: Eukaryota; Fungi; Glomeromycota; Glomeromycetes; Diversisporales; Gigasporaceae.
UACGAUCUGAAAGUUCAAGUUCCAGUUCGGAUCAGGAAAGUUCUUCAAAACCUAAUAAGGGAAAAAGAAAAUACCAGGUCCCUGAAUUUCGUUAUACAAACAAAAAACAAAAGAAAGCCAAUAAGUUAAAAAAGAAUAUUAAUGAAAUUAAGAAAGUUCUCAAGAGAUUAUCAAACCAAGAUGCUAGUAAAGACGAUGCAAAUUCAUCAGUUUCCGAGUCACCAGGCGAUCGACCAAGUGCUUUUUGGAAAAAGUACUUCAAUCCACGAGAAUGGGCUGAGGCAUUGCCUAAUAUUAAUAUUAUUUUAGAUGAUACAGCAUACCAUUCUGAUGAAAUCUUAGAAACAGAUAAGGAACUGUAG